CCUCGCCCUAGGUGCUGCAGGACAUGGGUUUACCCACGGGAGUGGAAGGCAAAGAGUCCGGGAAAGGGGACGAAUCGGCCGAGGAAACGGAACAGAAACCCGUGGUCGUGGCCGCUCCUCCUCCCGUAGUGGAAACCGUUUCUACCCCCAGCGCUGCUUCGCCUCCCUCGGACCCGACCUCGGAGAACGUGAAACAGCAGGGACCAAUUCUGACCAAGCACGGCAAGAACCCCGUGAUGGAGCUGAACGAGAAGCGGCGCGGGCUGAAGUACGAGCUGAUCUCCGAGACGGGGGGCAGCCACGACAAGCGCUUCGUGAUGGAGGUGGAGGUCGACGGGCAGAAAUUCCAAGGAGCCGGCUCAAAUAAAAAGGUAGCCAAAGCCUACGCCGCCCUGGCCGCCCUGGAGAAGUUGUUCCCCGACGCUCCCGUGGCCGUCGAGCAGAACAAGAAGAAAAGAGCCCCUCUGCCUGCCAGGGGAGGACCCAAGUUUGCGGUGAAACAGCACAACCCCGGUUUCGGGAUGGGCGGCCCCAUGCACAACGACGUGCCCCCGCCGCCCAACAUGCGCGGGCGAGGAAGAGGAGGCAACAUCCGAGGCCGAGGCCGGGGCCGGGGGGGCUUCGGCGGCAACCACGGCGGCUACAUGAACGCAGGUGCCGGCUACGGGAGCUACGGUUACGGAGGGAAUUCCGCCACGGCAGGCUACAGCCAAUUCUACAGCAACGGCGGCCACUCCAACUCGGGGAGCGGCGGCGGCGGCGGCUCCUCGGGCUACGGCUCCUACUACCAGGGCGGCGACAACUACAACGCGCCCGCGCCCCCCAAGCACGGCGGCAAGAAGCAGCAGCACGGGGGGCAGCAGAAAGCGUCCUACGGCUCGGGCUACCAGUCCCACCAGGGCCAGCAGCAGCAGUCGUACAACCAAAACCAGUACAGUAACUACGGCCCGCCGCAAGGCAAGCAGAAGGGGUACAACCACGGCCAGGGCAACUACUCGUCCUACUCCAACUCCUACAACUCGCCGGGCGGCGGGGGCUCCGACUACAACUACGAGAGCAAAUUCAGUUACGGCAGCAGCGGCCGCGGCGGCGGGGGCAACAACUACUCCGGCGGCGCCUCCUACAACGCCGGCUCGCACGGUGGCUACGGGGGAGGAUCCGGGGGCGGGGGGUCCUCGUACCAAGGUAAGCAAGGUCAGUACCGAGCGCUUCCCCCCCACACACACACCCCCUUUUCCUCACCCCGCGUGCUUCG
Oxyura jamaicensis (ruddy duck) is the source of this 1255-nucleotide messenger RNA. It is a transcript of the gene ILF3, whose product is annotated as interleukin enhancer binding factor 3. The transcript has 7 exons. The annotation marks the transcript as partial. The record is from RefSeq and is a predicted model, not a curated record. NCBI's taxonomy places the organism in Eukaryota, Metazoa, Chordata, Aves, Anseriformes, Anatidae. Gene Ontology annotation, biological process: adenosine to inosine editing; RNA processing. Gene Ontology annotation, cellular component: cytoplasm; nucleolus. Gene Ontology annotation, molecular function: double-stranded RNA binding; tRNA-specific adenosine deaminase activity; double-stranded RNA adenosine deaminase activity.